Saprolegnia diclina VS20 is the source of this 267-nucleotide messenger RNA. RefSeq lists its product as hypothetical. NCBI's taxonomy places the organism in Eukaryota, Oomycota, Saprolegniomycetes, Saprolegniales, Saprolegniaceae. The record is from RefSeq and is a predicted model, not a curated record. The transcript is spliced from 2 exons. Bases 1 to 267 code for a protein of 88 amino acids.
AUGACCAAGCAGGCCGCCAUCAACGACCUCUUCAGCCUCAUUCCGGCCGCCAACGACCUUUUGACGCUUGUGACCACCCUCGGCACCACGCGACCAACGUCCAUGACUGCCCGGACGUCAACCCGACCCUCGAACGCUACCUUUCAUGCCAUGUACCAGGCGCUGUUGACGAAGCUUGUGACUUCGACAGCCAUGCGUGCGCGACUCCCCAAGGUGCUCUUCCGAGCGGCGCCGAGUGGUCAGUCGUUUACACUCCAAGACGCGUAA